UCGGUGCUGGAGCGAAGUACGGCGGCACAUACAGCGUCGAGCCCGGGUUCGUGUCCUCUCCGCGUCGCCCCCGAAACUUUGACAUCCGACAUCAUGCAGGCGGAAUCCGGGAUCGUUCCCGACUUCGAGGUCGCGGAGGAGUUCCAGGAGGAACCGAAGACCUACUACGAGCUGAAGAGCCAGCCGCUGAAAAGCAGGUCAGUCCCGUCGGAGCAGCACGGCUCCUCCAAGCCCCCGCUGAGCUCCUCGGCCAUGACAUCGCGCAUCCUGCUGCGGCAACAGCUGAUGCGGGAGCAGCUUCAGGAGCAGGAGCGGCGGGAGCAGCGGAGACAACAGGCCUCCCAGUACCCGCAAACCACAGCGUCCCAGACCCCCGCCAUCAACGUCAGUGUGCCCACCAGUUUGCCGCCUGCUGCCCAGGUACCGAUGGAGGUGCUGAAGGUUCAGACUCACCUGGAGAACCCAACCAAAUACCACAUCCAGCGCUCCCAGCAGCAGCAGGUGAAGCAGUACCUGGGGAAGCUCGGCUCUCAGGUGUUGAGCUUGCCCUGCCACAACCAGCCCUCUGACCACGGGGGCAUGCCGCCAGGGCCGGGCAACAGUGCCCCCAACAGCCCUAUGGCCUUACUCACCCUGAACUCCAACUGCGAGAAAGAGAUGGAUGAUGUCAUCGAUGACAUCAUCAGUCUGGAGUCCAGUUACAGCGAUGACAUCCUCGGCCUUAUGGACCCGGGACUUCAGAUGGCAAACACAAUCCCCAUGCAGGCUAACAUCAUGGAAAUGUAUGGUAAUCAGGGUAUGGCCCAGCAAGGUCUGCCUAUCAGCAACUCCUGCCCUGCCAACCUGCCAAACAUCAAAAGGGAAUACUCCGUUUCACAAUCCCCGGCCAUCAUGCAUAUGCUGGAUAAGUCUGGUUCCUGUGGCAAGUUUGAGAACUACCAGCGGCCUGAAGGUUUCCCCGUGGUCGCAGAAGUACGAGCAAUGGCGAAGGAAAGGCAGAAGAAGGAUAACCACAAUUUGAUUGAGAGAAGACGACGGUUCAACAUAAACGAUCGAAUCAAGGAGUUGGGGACUCUGAUUCCAAAGUCCAACGACCCGGACAUGCGCUGGAACAAAGGAACCAUCCUGAAGGCCUCGGUGGACUACAUCAGGAAGAUGCAGCGAGAGCAGCUGAGGGCAAAGGAGCUGGAGAUCCGGCAGAAGAAGCUUGAACACGCCAACAGACACCUGAUGCUGAGGAUACAGGAGUUGGAGAUGCAGGCCCGGGCUCACGGCCUCAGCAUCGUGUCCGCCCUCUGCUCCGCCGACCUGGGGCCCCGGGGCGUCAAGAUGGAGCCCUCCCUGGAGGACUGUCACCCGGAGCUGUACACGUUCCACCCACACCACCAACACCACCCGGCCUGCACCCCCGAGCCGCCCGGCGCCCUGGAGCUGAGCGACGGCCACUCCAACUACCCGGACGGCCACUACAGCGUCCAGGGCAAGCACGGCUCCAAACUCAACGACAUCCUCAUGGAAGACAACCAGUCGCCGGUGAGAGGCGGGGACCCUUUGCUCUCCUCCGUCUCCCCGAGCACGUCGAAGGACAGCAGCCGCAAGAGCAGCGUGAGCAUGGAUGAGAACGAGGAGGACUGUUAGCACCCCCUCCUGGAAGACAGCGCACCUGCAUCUCCUGCAACAGCAUCCUCCAACUCGCCCUCAGCUGCUGGACUCGCUCUCCUCUUUGUCUCAUUUGGGGUUUUUGUUGUUUUUGUUGUUUUCCUCCCGCCCGUGUUUACAUGCGUUGAAUCUUUUUUUUUAUUUUGUUAGGGUUUGUUUUGUUACAUCUUUUGUCUUUUCAGCCCCUGAUUUCAAAGACUGAUUUUAAAGUCUGUUUGCUUUUAAUCAAUACUUUGAUGACAAUGAGGUACAAAAGUAGAAGUUUUUGUAUUUAAAACAAAAUAUAUAUAUAUAUAUAUAUAUGCAUUUAUCUUUGGAUAGACGCUAGAUUAUGUUUAUGUUUCUAUUGAUUCCAAAGAAUCUAGGGAAGUUAUAAAUCAUGGUCAGACGUGUAGAUAUUCUUGUGGUGAGAUGAACACUGCUUUUUAAAAAAUCAUUAGCAAUAAUAGAAGAAAAGAAAAGUCUAUUUAUUACUCUAGUGCUUUACACUCCUUGUGUCUUAGAUUGAACUUGAAUGUGCUGAUGCCUUAUUGAGAUGUGUAGACAUCGAUGUUGUGUUGCUAUACACAUGUUUUUGGCUGUUAGCUGAGUCUUCGUCAGUCUUCCAGUUGAAAUUUCUUCCCUGACAAAUAUUAAUCCUUUGUAGAUUUGAUCUUAUUUAUGUAUCUAUGUAAACAGGACUUUAUAUACCUUUAUGUACACAUUCCCCUUUUAAAAAAGAAUAUUUAUAAUGAGGCUUUUGAAAGAGCCCGAUGAAAUAAAAGCCAAAAAAUACCAAAAUAUAAACAUCUCCUUUUUUUGAUAAUUAAAAAGAACAGUGAGAGUUAAUCUUACGCUUUUAUUCAGUGUUAUGAUGUCGAGAUGAUGCACAGUGAUCCAGUAACGAUAGAGAACGGUCAAGUUUCACAAAAUCCUGCCUCACCCGCCCCGUGCUGAGUGACACCACAUACAUCACCAAAACAUUCCUCACUGCCAAAACUACUGAAAUACUCCCAAAAAAGAAAUAAGUAAAGAAUUUACAAUAAAACGUGUAGAAUCUUCGCUCCUGUCAAAAUGAAGGAAACAGGCUUCACUCUACAGACCUGAAUGUUUUUACCUUAUUCUACAAAUAUUUAAUAUGUGAUUGGUUUAUUAAAGAUGAAUCACUUUUUAUUAUACUCUUGUCUGUAGGAAUCAGACGAACAUACUGAUCGUCAUACGUGUUGAUUCUUAGUUUUUAUAAUGGUCCAUUCAUUUACUAAAUUAUUGUUUUGUUUUUGUUUUUACACCACUGCGAUGACAUUUCACAUUCAGUACGUUGUUUUUAUUUCCUUUUUUUUCCAUUAUGUGAACAUUUAUAUUGCAACGGAGUAUAAGGAGACCGCUUUGGGAUUUUGUAUGAAAUGCAUGACAUUGUCAAAAACACUGGAAUGACCUCUGUAAACUGAAACGUGGUUUGUUUUGCCUGUUUUCUUUUAUUUUGUAUCCAAGCAUAAACUAACUAUUGUAUUUUGGGCUUUUUUUUGUUUUUCAAAUGCAAACACAACAUUGGAUGAGAUUGUAUAUUCUUCCUGGUGUGUGGUUGAGCGACUUGUUUUCAAACUACCUGUUACAGCACAGCCUCCAACUAUGCAACCGGCUGAAGUUGUGCCUGUCGAGCGGCGUCACGGCUCCACAACGUGAUCUCCUCAUGAAUCAGUCUCAAGCAGUAUCUAAGUGAUGAUCUUUUCUGAAUUAAUUUAAGUGCCUUACAGUCGUUUAUUUUACCCUGAUGAUGCAACUUUGUGUUUGUUUUCGUUGUCCGGUGCUUCGUGGACUAAACCGCAGGAGUGCUGAGUCAUGCCUUAGAGAGCAACACAGUAUACGACACGCUGACAAAAAGAACACAAGACCAAAGUGUUGGGUAGAAAAAACACAAGUGGAGCAUUGUGAAAUGAAUCCUCGUAAAAGUAAAGAGAUACAAAUAUGCAAUUAAACCUCUAAAUUCUUAAGUUAUGACCAUUGAUUGUUGCUGGUGUUAUUUUAUCAUUCUUAUUCCCAUAUUGUUUUAUUUAUUUAGUAAAUAACUGUAUAUUUUAAAGUGCCUUUUUUUUUCAAAACGUCUGUUUUUAUUUCACAGCAUGUUGUCAUGAAAGCUUUAGAUCAGAGGAAAUGUUGAUAUGAAAAUAAGAAUGAUGAAACAACUUGUCAGAGCAAUGCUUGAAGUUAAAAAGUAUUUUUAAAACUGCAACAAAACCAUUUUAAGUGUCCAAAUAACUGAUUAGACAUUUGGUUCGGUCUCAGGAUUUAUUGUAAAAACAUUUUCAUUGCCACAAGGUCACAAUUUCAAUUACACCUUUACUUUAUGAUUAUUUAUUUCACAAUCUCCUCUCAGUUCAGUACAGAAACAUUUGGAGCUCUUUAUAUUUUUGUUUGUGCAUUGUGUGUUUUCCUUGUGAAGGUCAAGCUCUACUCUGAAGAAAGUGUUGUUUUUGUUUCCAAAGUUGUUCUGAAUAUUCAUUUUGAGACUAGUACGAAUGUAGUUCAAGGUGAUAACUGCCAAAAAAUGUGUUGCCAAAAAUCAAAGUUUAUAUAAAAGACAUGAAGAGAUAUAAACCGCUGAGCUGAAGCACCUUUGUUUCUGUGUUUCUGCUUCGUAAGUAAAAAAAAAAAGAAGCAAUACAACAUGAUGGCAAUCAAACAGUGUGAGAGUGGAAGCAAUAAUCUCAACUGGAGAUCCACUUAGUUACUGAUCCCUGAGCUUUCAGGCGCCUUCAUCAAAUGACCUUAAUGUGGAUCUGCGGUCACGUGAUAACAAUCUUUGUGUUGUCAUAUCAGACACAGCAGCCCUGAUGAACCUGAAAGCUCAGGAGACAUGUCGAUUUAUUUAAGUGGCCCUCUGCGACCACACCAGUCCCAGGUACCGAGCCUUAACACUGCAACACACCCAGACCUGUAACUUUGCCCUUUGACUGAACCCAGAUCAGCUUUUUUACCUAAUGGAAACUGAUAAAUCAUCCAAACCCUGAAAUGUGACUGAACAUCAGCGAGACACACAUAGUGACAGCAGGUUAUUCAAGCCCUUCGCUAUAUGACUGAUUUCUCCAUGAAUAUCCCAACUGUUAAUUAUGAUGAUGGGAAAAACAUUAUGGGUGAACCACUAAUGAAGAACCAUGUUAUCUUAUGUCGGACCUGUGCUCGUUCUCAUCCCUGUGGCUCAAUGCAAACACGUUCUCGGCUGAUGAUGCUACUGUUCUUAUUGUUACAGUUUAUAUGAGAUGAAUGUAGCAAUUGUGACUGUUUCAGAUUAGUGAUCUCAAACUCGUUGGUACUCGAUGUGGAAACGAUGUCGUGAAAAAUAUUAAAAGUUUUAUUUGAAAGUU
Pleuronectes platessa (European plaice) is the source of this 5000-nucleotide messenger RNA. Its product is annotated as microphthalmia-associated transcription factor. Gene Ontology annotation, molecular function: protein dimerization activity; DNA-binding transcription factor activity, RNA polymerase II-specific; RNA polymerase II cis-regulatory region sequence-specific DNA binding. NCBI's taxonomy places the organism in Eukaryota, Metazoa, Chordata, Actinopteri, Pleuronectiformes, Pleuronectidae. Gene Ontology annotation, biological process: melanocyte differentiation; regulation of transcription by RNA polymerase II. The record is from RefSeq and is a predicted model, not a curated record. The coding region runs from base 94 to 1638 and encodes 514 amino acids. Gene Ontology annotation, cellular component: nucleus. The transcript has 10 exons.